Molecule: messenger RNA, 1214 nt
Organism: Thermothielavioides terrestris NRRL 8126
Lineage: Eukaryota; Fungi; Ascomycota; Sordariomycetes; Sordariales; Chaetomiaceae
Exons: 3
Coding region: 1-1056 (351 amino acids)
Cellular component (GO): TRAPPIII protein complex
Source: RefSeq, a predicted model, not a curated record
AUGAGCCACCAGCGGUACCCAUCCCACGAUGCGGUCAAGGAGCCGCAUUCUGUGUCUUUAAAGGUCUUGCGCCUCUCGCGGCCGUCGCUCGUCGCGCAAUACCCCCUCCAACCUCCUCUCUCCUCGCCGACCUCCCACCCGCCACCGCUCCCAGCCUCGUUGGCCUACAGUAAUGGCGCCGGCAAUGCCAGCGGCGCCAACGCCGACAACCCCCUCCAGCCGCCACCCACAAACCCAGCUCCCUUCGUGCUGAGCCCCAUCCUCAACCUCCCCCCGUCCUUCGGCUCCGCCUACGUCGGCGAAACCUUCAGCUGCACCCUCUGCGCGAACCACGACAUUCCCGAAGGCGCACCCCCCAAAACCAUCCGCGACGUGCGCAUCGAAGCAGAGAUGAAAACCCCGUCCUCUCCGGCGCCCAUCAAGCUCGCCCUGCUGCCCUACACAUCAUCCGACGCCAACAACGACGCCCCCACAACAACAACAACAACAGCCGGCGUCGACCUCACCCCGCCGCACGCGACCACGCUGCAGCGCAUCCUCGCCUUCGACCUCAAAGAGGAGGGCAACCACGUGCUGGCGGUCACGGUGUCGUACUACGAGGCCAGCGCGCUGGCCGGCCGCACGCGCACGUUCCGCAAGCUGUACCAGUUCGCGUGCAAGGCGUCGCUGAUCGUGCGGACUAAGCCCGGCGCGCUGCCGGCCCGGCCCGGGGGCGCGAGGCGGUGGGUGCUCGAGGCGCAGCUGGAGAACUGUAGCGAGGAGGGGAUGCUGCUGGAGAGGGUCGGGCUGGAGCUGGAGCCUGGGUUGGCGUGUGUGGAUUGCAAUGGAGGCAUGGGACGGCCGAGGAGAAAGAGGCCGGUACUGCAGCCUGGGGAGACGGAGCAGGUCUGCUUCGUGAUCGAAGAAGAGGAGAAGGGCCGGGUGGAGGAGGUGGAUGGAAGGGUGGUUUUUGGGGUGUUGCAGAUUGGGUGGCGGAGUGAGAUGGGGAAUAGGGGGUUUCUGUCGACAGGGAAGCUGGGCACACGGUUUGUGAAACCCAAAAUCGUAGACGGAUGAGGGAACAGUCAAUGGCGUUUGAUGGUUGGCUUGUCAGUCAGUUGACACGGUAACAUGAGGUGUACGGGACUUGAAUUAUUCUCCUUGAGGGUGCUGACAACGCGAUGGCUUCUGCCCUUGGGCUAACUACCUAGAAAUAUGGACGAUGUGGCUUCGUC